AGAAACAACUUAGACAGAUUAAUACCUGGAUGGUAGAAUUAGAACUGUUCACGAAGUCAUUCUGCACAACUAAUGGUUUAUUAAUGGUUGAUUGCCGAAAUAUCAGAGAUAGCAUCGUUCCGAAACUUGGUUCCAUUUUUCGACAACUUUCCAAGAUGGUUGCAAAGGAUCUUAUGAGGAUGUCGAAGAAGUUCAUUGACGAGGCUCAACAGCUUGUUAGGUCUGUUGAGCAUCAAGCUCGUGUUGUUGGUAAAAGGGCAACAAGCGGAGAGUUCUUGAUUUCUGAGCACAAUUCCUCGUUGAUGAUAUCAAGUUUAAUGAAGUUGUUGGAGAAAUUAAAUGGUAGUUGUUGGAGAAAUUAAAUGGUAGUUGUUGGAGAAAUUAAAUGGUAGUUGUUGGAGAAAUUAAAUGAGUUAAAAGGCAGUGUUUGCGUCAUCCAUGAAUCCCUACAGUUCGUAGUCAUGAAAUGAAUUCUAUCACCAACUAGGUGGUAUUUUUAUGAUAUUAUAGUUACU
Molecule: messenger RNA, 515 nt
Organism: Xenia sp. Carnegie-2017
Lineage: Eukaryota; Metazoa; Cnidaria; Anthozoa; Malacalcyonacea; Xeniidae
Exons: 3
Coding region: 30-362 (110 amino acids)
Source: RefSeq, a predicted model, not a curated record